Messenger RNA from Trichoderma virens Gv29-8, 1652 nucleotides. RefSeq lists its product as uncharacterized. NCBI's taxonomy places the organism in Eukaryota, Fungi, Ascomycota, Sordariomycetes, Hypocreales, Hypocreaceae. The record is from RefSeq and is a predicted model, not a curated record. The transcript has a single exon. Gene Ontology annotation, biological process: protein phosphorylation. Gene Ontology annotation, molecular function: protein kinase activity; ATP binding. The coding region runs from base 1 to 1605 and encodes 534 amino acids.
AUGUCGGACCAUGACUCCGAUGCGCAGUCGCCGCGUCUGGCGGAAACCGUGAAUUUCGCCGUCUUCGCUGCCGCCAACACCGCUGCCAUUCACCUUCUGGAGAUUAUCCAGUCCCAACUAUCACCUCCAACCCUCGAGCUGCACGGAGACACCAUCGGCUAUCAGUUGUCGAUACCCUUGUUGCUUGACAAGCAGAAUUUUCGAGGUGCCUGGAGAAUCGGCGCAGGUCCACCCAGGGCGAUUAUCGAGAAGGGGCUGGACCACCUCAAACCGGAUAUUCUGCUCUGCCCGCCAGAGGGAUCGGCCAGCGCCAGGAUAGCACGCAAAGCUAUUCAAGCCCUACACGCCAGUCUACACUUCCACUCAGAAUCAGGUGUGCUGAUGCUCAAGACAACAUCCACAACAUCCAGCAGAUGCAUUACAUACGAACAUGGAGACAUGGACAACCAAGAUCUGGAAUUGAUCGCGCCCAAGACGCAAACUUGUGUUAUGCGGCGGAGUCAGAAUUUUCUUCGCUUCGGUGAUUAUCGCUUUGUUCUCGAAUUCGUCGUUCAAAGUCAACACAAGGACAAGAUCAAAGCAUAUUCAACAGGCUAUCCUGGUCUUUACCCUUCAUUAGCACUCAACCCCGCCCCCAUGAGACAUUCCAAAACCUGCUUCAACGUCUGGCUGCACAACAAGAUACCCAACACAUCAGUAACAUCAGGCAUCAAUAUUUAUACAGGAGAGCCGGUAGCCGUGAAACAAUUGCAGACGAAAACGGCAUUGCUACCAUACACCAGCAAGAGACUUGAGAUCGCCCACAUCUAUCAUGAAAGGCUAGAUAAGGGCGUUCUCAGCAUCAUAGAUGUAUGGUGUGAGCAUAACUCAUCUCCUCCGUGCUUUUUCAACGACGACGAUCAAGGAGACGAUGAUUGCUGUGGCCGAGUAUUCUACUCUAUGCCUCUGGCCAAGUACAAUUUCUGUGACUUGCCAUGGGAGCAUAUCAAUUUUGAGAACCGUCUUGCCUUAUUUUACCACACUCUAUCAGGGCUAGCUGAGCUACACCAGCAAAGUAUUACUCACGGGAGUAUUUCGCCAGAGUCACUACUUAUCCUAUCUGAAUCGAAACUCACAACAUUGGUCAACGGCCAAUCCGCUCCUAGGAGGGCGGUUAUUUCUCUCAGCAUGCAAAAACGAAAGACAAAACCCAAAGCCAGCGUUUGCAUCGCCCCCGAGGUUUGGGAGUGUGAUGGCAAUGGAAACUUGGACGAGACAAAACUUGACAUCUGGGCGCUUGCUGCUUCAUGGCUCUGGUCCUUUGCAGUUCCGCCAAACAACCUGAAAAUAAGAAAACACACACAUGAGAGCCUCAUGGUGAUGCUAGAUAAAAUGACAAAAAGGGGCUCAAUAAAGAAGCCACUAGACAGACUUUUACGUCAAAUGCUGGCAUUUGAACCACAGGAUCGACCGAAUGCCACAGACGCACUUGCGGAUGAGAUUUGGCGACCUUUGCGAGAUGAGAAACAAGCAGAGGAGGAUAAUAGAAAGCGGAGGAGGACGGAGAUGAUGAAUGGUGAUGGUGGCAAGAGAGUCAGAGUGCUUUCGCCUGAUCCAGAAGAUUAACUACAUAGCCCUAAUACCCAAUUUCGCAAAGAGCGACUUGAAUCUUU